AUGGUUUCCACAAAAGUAAAACCAACUACCACUACAACACCAACAACUACUGUAAAUAAAACAACACAACCAACCACUACCACCACUGCAUCAAAAAAAGUUAAACAAACUAAACAAUCAAAAGCACAAGCUAAAGAAAUUCAAGAAUUAGCAUCAACUCCAUCAGUAAAACAAAUUCAAUCUCAAAAAGUAUUAGUACCAAAAUUAGAAGAAACUAAACCAAUUACACCACCAGAUCAAGAAGAAGAAGAUCAAGAGGAAGAAGAACAAGAACAAGAAGAAGAAGAAAAUGAAAAUAAUGAUAAUAAUACAGGAAAUGUUUCAGAAAAAGAAUUAGGAAUUUCAAAAGAAUCAAUUGAAUUUUCAAAUUUACCAAUUGAAGAAAAUACAAAGAAAUCAAUUGAAGAGAUGGGAUUUAAAAAGAUGACACCAAUUCAAGCAAAAUCUAUUUUACCAUUAUUAGAGGGUAAAGAUUUAUUGGGUGCAGCACGUACUGGUAGUGGAAAGACAUUAGCAUUUUUAAUACCAGCAAUUGAAGUAUUGGUAAAGAGUAAUUUUAAACCAAGAAAUGGUACAGGUGUUAUUAUCAUUUCACCAACUCGUGAAUUAGCAUUACAAAUCUACGGUGUCGCUAGAGAACUCAUGAAAUAUCAUACACAAACUCAUGGUAUCGUAAUUGGUGGUGCAUCAAAGAAACCAGAGGAAGAGAGAUUAGAGAAAGGUGUAAAUCUUUUAGUUGCAACACCAGGUCGUUUAUUAGAUCAUUUACAAAAUACCAAAGGUUUCAUUACAAAGAAUUUGAAAUGUUUAAUCAUUGAUGAAGCCGACCGUAUCCUUGAAGUUGGUUUCGAAGAAGAGAUGCAUCAAAUUAUUAAAAAAGUACCAAAAACACGUCAAACAAUGUUAUUCUCUGCAACUCAAACUAGAAAAGUAGAUGAUAUCGCUAAAGUUUCUUUAAAUAAUUCUCCAGUUUAUGUUGGUGUUGAUGAUGAACGUGAAAUUAGUACUGUAGAAGGUUUGGAGCAAGGUUAUGUAGUUUGUCCAAGUGAACGUCGUUUCCUCUUACUUUACACCUUUUUAAAGAAGAAUCUUUCAAAGAAGAUCAUUGUUUUCCUUAGUUCUUGUAAUGCCGUUAAAUAUACCGCUGAAUUGCUAAACUAUAUCGAUAUACCUGUAUUGGAAUUACAUGGUCGUCAAAAACAACAAAAACGUACCAACACCUUUUACGAAUUUGUCAAUGCUGAAAAAGGUAUACUCAUUUGUACUGAUGUGGCCGCUAGAGGUUUGGAUAUUCCUUCAGUAGAUUGGAUCAUUCAAUAUGAUCCUCCCGAUGAUCCAAAAGAGUACAUUCACAGGGUUGGUCGUACCGCUAGAGGUGUCGGUAAGAAAGGUCGUGCUCUCUUAUUCCUCUUACCAAAGGAAUUGGGUUUCCUUAAAUAUUUAAAACUCGCUAAAGUACCUCUAAACGAAUACGAAUUCCCAAAGAGUAAAAUUGCAAAUGUUCAAGAUCAAUUGGAAAAAGUGGUCUCCCAAAAUUUUUAUCUCUACAAUAGUGCUCGUGAUGCUUACAAAGCUUACAUUUGUGCUUACGCUUCUCAUUCCCUCAAAGAUAUUUUCGAUGUCAAUGCUUUAGACUUACAAUGUGUAGCUAAAGCUUUUGGUUUCCUUGAUCCUCCAAAAGUUAAUCUCAAUGUAAAUUCAAGUGGUAAAGCUGAUUUCCAAAAGAAAUCAAAUAAUAAAUCUGGUUUCGCUCAAAAACAAUAUGGUAGUAAAUUUCCUCCAAAAGAUGGUAGACAAUUUGAUCGUUAA
Molecule: messenger RNA, 1809 nt
Organism: Dictyostelium discoideum AX4
Lineage: Eukaryota; Evosea; Eumycetozoa; Dictyosteliales; Dictyosteliaceae
Gene: ddx18
Exons: 2
Coding region: 1-1809 (602 amino acids)
Cellular component (GO): chromosome; nucleolus
Molecular function (GO): nucleic acid binding; ATP hydrolysis activity; RNA helicase activity
Source: RefSeq, a predicted model, not a curated record